UUAUAGAAAAUCUUAUCCAAUAGUUCGCUGAAACUUGUUAAGUCGACCCUUUCGUCUUUGGAAACUUAAAUACGAAAGGGAUACAUGUAGGUUUCACAGAUGAAAGCAACUGAAAUUCAAAUCUAAACUGUAAAAGAAACUAUAUUCAUCGAAGAAUCACACAUGCUUCGUCUCCCCAAGUCUCUUUCCAAGUUCGUCACCGGACAACGUUCGCUUCCGCUCCGUCAAUUUCAUGCGAGGUCCAGUCGUCGUAGCCAUCCCAAGAGCGACGAUGAGGAUAAGAUUCUCAGAAGACGGGAGAAUCGAGAGGCUCAUUUACAUCUGUACAAGAGCAGGGGCCAACACAUCCUCACCAACCCAAGAGUCCUCGACUCCAUUGUCCGAAAAUCCCACAUAAAGCCCACCGAUACAGUCCUAGAGAUCGGACCCGGUACCGGAAAUCUCACCCUGAGGCUUCUAGAAGCUGCCAAAUAUGUCGUCGCUGUUGAAAUUGAUAAACGAAUGGUGGAGGUUCUCCACAAACGCGUAGCCGAGCGGGGUCUUCAAGAUCGUCUCAGUGUUAUAUGUAAUGACGCAUUGAAGACCGAGUUUCCUCAAUUUGAUCUUGUGGUAGCCAACAUUCCGUAUGGAAUAUCUUCUCCUCUUGUGGCUAAAUUAGUUUACGGGGCGAACCCAUUUAGGAGCGCCACUCUUCUCCUCCAGAAAGAGUUUGCACGGAGACUGUUGGCGAAUCCUGGUGACUCAGAGUUCAACCGCUUGGCGGUAAAUGUGAAGCUGGUUGCUGAUGUGGAGUUCUCCAUGGACGUGAGCAAAAGGGACUUUGUUCCAUGUCCAAAGGUUGACUCAUCCGUGGUUAUUAUACGUCCCAAAGCUGAAAUUCCUGAUGUAAAUCUGGAUGAGUGGUGGGCUUUCACGAGAACCUGUUUUGGCAAGAAAAACAAGACACUAGGUGCUACAUUUAAGAAGAAGAGGAAGUUGUUGGAUUUGUUGAAACUGUCCACAAAGACUUGCUCAAGUAGUGAAAGUGCUGCCAGCGACCACAAUUAUGAUCACAGCAACAAUGCUGCUCGUGCUACUGAUGAUGAAGGGGACACUGAUGAAACAGAAUAUUCAUCUUUUUGCUUGGAUACGCGGAUGAGUAUGUUCAGAGAGAAGGUCCUUGGAGUUCUAAAUUCAGGUAGUUUUGAAGAUAAGAGGCCUUCAAAGCUAUCUAAUGAGGAGUUACUGCAUUUGCUCGCAUUAUUUAAUCAAGCUGGAGUGUAUUUUCAUGAUCACUCAAAGCCUAGGGAUGCAGAUAGUGUAGAACUUGAAGCGUUCUCAGCUUAUAGCAAUAUAUUACCUCAUCAUUCUAUUAUUUAGUCAUCAUUGUUGAUCUUUCGUUCUUCCUUGUAUUGGUAACUGUUCACUGAUGGAUGUUGCAGACAGAAGCAAGAGUCCUACUUGUCCGUCAUUUUGAUUCUUUGAAUGAGAUACAGAGAAGAAAUUCUACACCA
Molecule: messenger RNA, 1493 nt
Organism: Juglans microcarpa x Juglans regia
Lineage: Eukaryota; Viridiplantae; Streptophyta; Magnoliopsida; Fagales; Juglandaceae
Product: ribosomal RNA small subunit methyltransferase, mitochondrial
Exons: 2
Coding region: 163-1359 (398 amino acids)
Biological process (GO): rRNA methylation
Cellular component (GO): mitochondrial matrix
Molecular function (GO): rRNA (adenine-N6,N6-)-dimethyltransferase activity
Source: RefSeq, a predicted model, not a curated record